Molecule: messenger RNA, 4152 nt
Organism: Talpa occidentalis (Iberian mole)
Lineage: Eukaryota; Metazoa; Chordata; Mammalia; Eulipotyphla; Talpidae
Gene: MORC4
Product: MORC family CW-type zinc finger 4
Cellular component (GO): nucleoplasm; nucleus
Molecular function (GO): ATP hydrolysis activity; zinc ion binding
Source: RefSeq, a predicted model, not a curated record
AUGCUCCUGUACCGAGGGCCCGCGGGCCCUGGCGCGCCGGGAGGCGGGCUGGCCCGGCCAGGCGGCGGCCCGCAGGCCUUGGGGAUCCGCCUGAGCACGGUAGAUGAGCCCCGCUACCUCCAGAGCAACUCCAGCAGCCACACGCGACCCUUCAGUGCCAUCGCGGAGCUGCUAGAUAAUGCUGUAGAUCCAGAUGUAUCCGCCAGGACGGUCUUUAUAGAUGUUGAGGAAGUCAAGAAUAAAUCUUGUUUGACCUUUACUGAUGAUGGAUGUGGGAUGACACCUCAUAAACUGCACCGAAUGCUCAGCUUUGGCUUUACAGAUAAAGUAAUAAAGAAGAGCCAGUGUCCCAUCGGGGUCUUUGGUAAUGGUUUCAAGUCAGGCUCCAUGCGGCUAGGAAAGGACGCUCUAGUCUUCACCAAGAAUGGGGGUACUCUCACUGUUGGACUUCUGUCACAGACCUAUCUGGAAUGUGUCCAGGCCCAGGCUGUUAUUGUACCCAUUGUUCCAUUCAGCCAGCAAAACAAAAAAAUGAUUAUUACUGAGGAUUCCUUGCCCAGCCUAGAAGCCAUCUUGAAUUAUUCAAUUUUCAACAGUGAAAAUGACCUGCUGUCCCAGUUUGAUGCCAUCCCAGGCAAAAAAGGAACUCGCGUUCUCAUUUGGAACAUCCGCAGAAAUAAAGAUGGAAAGUCUGAGUUGGACUUUGAUACAGAUCAAUAUGACAUCUUGGUAUCAGACUUUGGCACAGAAGAAAAAGAGACUGGUGAUGUUACUUCUGAGCUGCCAGAAACAGAAUAUUCUUUACGGGCAUUUUGUGGUAUUCUGUAUAUGAAGCCACGAAUGAAAAUUUUUCUGCGUCAAAAGAAGGUGACCACCCAGAUGAUUGCUAAGACCCUGGCCAAUGUAGGAUAUGAUAUAUAUAAACCCACCUUCACAAAUAAACAGGUGAAAAUAACUUUUGGGUUCUCUUGCAAGAAUAAUAACCAGUUUGGAGUAAUGAUGUAUCAUAACAACCGACUCAUCAGGUCCUUUGAAAAGGUGGGAUGUCAGGUGAAGCCAACUCAUGGAGAAGGUGUGGGAGUAGUUGGAGUCAUUGAGUGCAAUUUCUUAAAACCUGCCUACAACAAACAAGACUUUGAGUACACCAAGGAGUACAGGUUGACAAUAAAUGCCCUUGCCCAGAAGCUCAAUGCUUAUUGGAAGGAAAAGACCUCCCAAGAGAAUUUUGAGAACUCUGCUAUAGCCAGGCCAAUACCGAAGAUUCCUGACCAGACAUGGGUACAGUGUGAUGAAUGUCUUAAAUGGAGGAAACUUCCUGGCAAGGUUGAUCCAUCUACAUUACCUGCAAGAUGGUUUUGUUACUAUAAUUCCCAUCCAAAGUACAGGAGAUGCUCUGUUCCAGAGGAACAGGAACUCAUUGAUGAAGACCUGUACUUGAGCAGAGCUAAGAAACAAGAUCAAAUUGUGGAGAAGAAGAAGGUGCCAACAGAAAAUGAGAGCCACCAGGUACUUACUGAUCCACUGAAGAUCCCUACUAUUCAAGAUAUGGAUGAACUGAAUAACAAGACAAUGGGUUAUGAGGGAAUUGAUAGCCCUAGCCCACUUCUUUCAGUUGGAGAAGAAAGCAGGACACUUUCUCUUCAGCUUAAACCUCUGGAUACCAGUGUUUUUCAGUUUUCCAGUAAGUACAAAUGGAUCCUAGGUGAGGAACCUGUGGAAAAACGAAGACGACUCCAGAAUGAGAUGACAACACCUCCUCUAGAUUACUCCAUGCCUAGCUCUUACAGGAGGGUAGAAGCUUCUGUUGGCAACCCAGAUGGGGAGAACAGCCAAGAUAAAUCUAGCUCUGAGAGAAGCACACCGCCGUACCUCUCCCCAGAAUACCCAGAAGCAAACAAGAAUGCCAGUCAGAGUAGGGAGGUUUCAGUUCUGUAUUCAGGGGCCCAAGACCAACACCAGGAGUCCUUGUUUCCUGAAGAAGUAGAAGAUCAGAUGCCAAGAUUGGUAGCAGAAGAAUCUAAUAGAGGCAGCACAAACAUAAACAAGGAGGAGGUAAACAAGGGACCUUUUGUAGCUGUUGUCGGUGUGGCGAAAGGUGUUCAAGAUUCAGGAGCUCCCAUUCAGCUGAUCCCUUUUAACAGAGAGGAGCUUGCUGAGAGAAGAAAAGCAGUUGAAUCCUGGAACCCAGUGUCUUAUUCUUCCGUGGCUUCUGCCUCAACCCCUGCUACAGCCAUUGGAGAGAAAGAAAGAGGCUAUGAGGAGAGUGGAGGUCGUCAUACACCGAAGGUGAAGAACCAAAGAGAGCUGGAAGAACUGAAGAGAACCACAGAAAAAUUGGAACGUGUUUUGGCAGAAAGAAAUUUGUUCCAGCAAAAGGUAGAAGAGCUGGAGCAGGAGAGGAAUCACUGGCAUUCUGAAUUCAAGAAAGUCCAGCAUGAAUUAGUGACCUACAGUACUCAAGAGACGGAAGGCUUGUAUUGGAGCAAGAAACACAUGGGCUAUCGCCAAGCUGAAUUCCAAAUUCUGAAAGCUGAGCUGGAACGAACCAAAGAGGAAAAGCAAGAACUAAAAGAGAAACUGAAGGAGACAGAGAUGCACCUGGAAGUGCUGCAGAAGGCUCAGGUCUCCUACCGGACCCCAGAGGGAGAUGACCUAGAAAGGGCUUUGGCAAAGCUUACGAGGCUGCGUAUCCACGUCAGCUAUCUCCUUACUUCUGUCCUCCCUCACUUGGAGCUUCGUGAGAUCGGGUUUGACUCAGAACAAGUGGAUGGGAUCCUGUAUACGGUGCUGGAGGCAAAUCACAUACUGGAUUGAGCACCAGACUAUAUACUUUAUAUACCCUGCCCUUCCUGUCCCCCCUUCCUUCCCUGCUCUUUCUUCUCUUGUCUUCUCUUGUCUUGUCUUCUCUUGUCUUGUCUCCUCUUGUUGUGCCUUCUCUGCUCUUCUCUUCUCUGCUCUGCUCUGCUCUUCUCCUGCUCAUCUCCUCUCUUCUCCCUUCUCUCUCUUCUCUUCUUUCCUCUUCCCUGCUCUGCUCUGCUCUCCUUUCUUCCCUCCUUCCCUCUGUUACUUCUUUCUCUCUCUUUCACCUUUAUGCCUUACAUAGAGAAUCUUUGGGUAAAUCCUGGCUCUUAAUCAGUCUGCAUCUUACUCAGUUUUGGUGUGGAGAAAGAGGUUAGUUAAAUAGACUUUCAAGAGUUCAGGAACAGAAAAAGAGUAGUCACCAAAAUUAGGUGACCUGGAAGCUUUAAUUUUCAUGAUUUAAAUACUUGGCCAAUAUCAUAUCCUUUCUGAAAUGGUUUGUAUUCAUUUAGGUUACUCUGUCAGCAGAUAUUGGGUCCAAUGUACCAGGUGUUUUGGGAUACAUUGAGAAGUAUAACUCAUGGUUUCAGUCUUAAAGGAUCUAACAAUCUAGUUGGAAACACGAGAUACACACCAAGUUAACAAACUUGUACACGCAAGUGAUACAGACAUGAUAGAGAAGGUCAGGGUCCAGUGGGGGGAGGAAGUUCGAGGAAGGCAUCACCUCAGAAUUGGGACCUAAACUAAGGUUUGUUUAAGGAAUGAGCAUCACACUCUGUUAACAGUGGUGGUUCUCUAGGUGGUAGGACUGUGGUUGAUAUUUUUUCUUCUUCCUAUCUUCCUGCCUUUUUCAAAUUUUCUAUAAGAAACCUGUUAUUACAUUGGAAAAAAUAAAUUGUUUUAAAAAAAAGAAUGAGCAGGCUUGGAUUUAGAGAUCAAAUGAGAGAUUGUGUGAAAAUAUAAAUAUAUUUCGUUGUAUCUAGCAUUACCUCCAGAAUAGCAUGAGCAAAGGCACACAAAAAACUAGAAUGUGAAAAAAUGUUUCAUAGGAGUGAUGAGUUACUGUAGAGGGAACGAAGGUAAAAGCGAAACCCAUCUACCCACCCCUCCCCACCCAUCCCCAUGAUAUUUACAUUUGAAGAAGGACUUCUUAGAAAGGGAAAUCUGCAGGGCUCAAAUUCAAAUGAAAAAAAAUACAUAUCACCAAACUCAGGGAUUUCAGCUAGUGGGGGAGGGUUUUAUAGCAGGGAGACGUGUUUGCUGUCUCUCAGAACGCACCUGUCUGCUCAUCAGCCUUGUGCUGAGUGAGAGCUAGAUCUCACUGUAUCAGAAAUAAUAAAACUUACAGUCUUG